Molecule: messenger RNA, 5472 nt
Organism: Pseudomyrmex gracilis
Lineage: Eukaryota; Metazoa; Arthropoda; Insecta; Hymenoptera; Formicidae
Gene: Gcn2
Product: eIF-2-alpha kinase GCN2
Exons: 14
Coding region: 295-5169 (1624 amino acids)
Biological process (GO): DNA damage checkpoint signaling; regulation of translational initiation by eIF2 alpha phosphorylation
Cellular component (GO): cytosol
Molecular function (GO): eukaryotic translation initiation factor 2alpha kinase activity; protein binding; ATP binding
Source: RefSeq, a predicted model, not a curated record
CGCUAACCUUAUUUUUGAAUUUGUAUACCCUGUAUCAGCGUGUGCGGAAAGCCGAGAGUACUUAGUAUCACUUAACGAUCAUUCAUCGGUAGCAUUUUGUAUACAGGCAUAGGGUUAUAUGCCGCAAACAGCAUUCUUUUAAGCCUUGUGUCCGAGAAACGCAACAUUUCAGUCAUAUUACGUACAUGUCGCUUGUAAGCAUCAAAAUUGUUUUACAUUAGAUUUUCCUUAUUGAAUGUAGAAUUUUGCCGAGAUCCGAAUAAGAUGAGCGAAUAAGAGAGCAAUUUUGCAAAGAUGUCUCAGGAAUCGUGUAAAGAUCGUCAGCAAAAUGAAUUGGAAGUUCUAAAGUCCAUUUUUGUCGAUGAAUUAUGUGACUUGAGAAAGAAUAAGAACAAAAGAAAAUGGCAACCUUUGGAUAUUGUUGUCACCUUAACACCUCAGAAAGGUAUGUCUGGACCGGCGGAAGUUUACGCACAAGUAGAUUUGCACAUUAUAUGCGGCGACAAAUAUCCUGAUGAAGUACCAACAAUUCAGUUGCAACAUAGUAGAGGUUUAUCUCACGAACAAGUUGCAGUUUUAUCUUCACAACUUGAAGAAUUGGCAGGACAAUUGAAAGGUGAAGUUAUGAUCUUUGAACUAACCCAGCACGUUCAGAAAUAUCUUCAUGAGCAUAAUAAACCGGGUUAUAGUAGUUUUUAUGAAGAAAUGGUAUCGAGACAUCAGGAAAGGAUACAAUCUGAGAUGCAAGAAAAGCAAAUAAAAGAGGAUAAAGAGAGACAGGUGUUGCAAGAUGCCAUACAGAAACGUCAGGAAGCUUUGAAGGCUGAGAAGCGAAAUCGAAAAGAAACAAUUCGAUUGGCCACGGACUCAGAGAGCGUUUUCAGAUCGAUACCAUCGUCUCCGCAUGAGAGAGGAAUAAAUCGUUUUAGACGUCGAUGUGUCAGCACGUCGGAAAGUUCUGAAGGCCCGUUAUGUGAGCACAGAGGUACCAAGCUCAUUCAUUUCGACAGUAAUAAAGGUGAACGACAAGUUCACCGAGGAAAAUGUUUGGGUCACAGUGCAAAGGGUUCCGUGGUUUACGCCGGCGUAGAUAUGACCACGGGAGAGUUGCUAGCUGUUACAGAAUGGACACUAAAAUGCACAAUAGCAAACGAAUGCUACUCUACUCAAGAAGCCAUCGAUGUACAACAUGCAUUGAAACAAAUUGCCAGCUUGGAACAAGAACUCAAUCAUUUAUAUAAAUUGCAUCAUCCGAAUCUUGUACAUUAUUUAAACAUGAAAUAUAUAAAUAAUGUACAAAAUAACAACAAUGUAGUAAUUUAUAUACUUCAAGAAUUUGUGGUUGGAACUACGUGCUCAUUCUUUCUGAUGGAAAACAUUCCGGUCGAUAUCGAUAUGUUGAGACAUUUGGCGACUGGUGUUCUCGAAGCGUUGCGAUACCUCCACGAGAACAAUGUAGUACACAAAGACUUACGUGAUACCAGCGUUUAUAUAGACCGGACGGGUGUUGUAAGAUUGUCUGAUUACUCUUUAGAUAAGAGAUUAUCGGAUAUGUAUUAUUCGAAUUCAUUGGCAAAGGCUGAACAUGAUUUUCCGACUAUUCAAGGUAGAGGAGGUAAAAAAGCAGAUAUAUACAGAUAUGGAAUAUUGCUGCUUUCAUUGUUGAAAGGAACCAUUAUAUCCGGAGAUGAAAUCGAUUUGAUGGCAAUCUCGCAGCUUCACUUAAGAGAUUUUAUAUCAAAAUGUCUCAUUGAUGAUGAAAGAAUGCGUUGGUCAGCGGAUCAAUUGCAACAACAUUGUUUUAUUAAAAUACCAUUAGAACGAGGUUUAUCACCUUCCACGCCAGACUAUGACGAUAACGAAAAGAAUUUAGAGCCGGAAGAAUCAGACAGCGAUGUCCAACUGCAUUUGCCAUAUCUGGGCGGACAGUCGCGAAUACAAAAUGAAUUUGAGAUUUUGAAAUUUUUAGGAAAGGGCGCUUUUGGAGACGUUCUAAAAGUGAAGAAUAAAUUGGACGGCGGUAUUUAUGCUAUCAAGCGAAUAAAAUUAAAUCCAAAAAAUAAACAAUUGAAUAAGAAAAUCACACGUGAGGUGAAAUUGCUCUCUAGAAUGAAUCACGAGAAUGUGGUGCGUUAUUACAACUCGUGGAUCGAAAGCGCCACUUUAGACGAUUCGGACAGGAAUAGUCAAUUUACACCAAUUACCACAUCGUCCGAGCGAACAGCCACUACACAGGAUAAAGCAGAUUUAGUUAAUCAAAUUGAUGAAAGUGAUGAAAUAGAAAAGUUUGCACCAUCUUUACGUGAAGUUGAAUGGAAUAUAUCGUAUGAAGCAAAUGUGACUGAUAGUGAUGAUGAUAACAGCGAUGCAUCGACUGAUUCCGAUAGCGAGGAACAUUGCACAUUUUUAAAUUUGUUACGAAUUGAAUCUUCCGAUAAUAUUGAAUUCAUAAGAGACAGUAUAUCAAAACAAGGUUCUGAAAAAACACCAGAUGACACUUCAAAUAACAACAUUGAUAAAGACAAAAAUGUUAACGAAAAUGUAACGGUGAAAGAAAUACAAUUUAUGUAUAUACAAAUGGAAUUCUGUGAGAAAAGCACAUUAAGAACCGCCAUCGAUAACGGUUUAUAUGAAGAUGAGGAACGUGUCUGGAGAUUAUUUCGAGAAAUUGUAGAAGGUUUAGCGCAUAUCCAUCAGCAAGGUAUGAUACAUAGAGACUUAAAACCUGUGAACAUUUUCUUGGACAGUAACGAUCACGUGAAGAUAGGAGAUUUUGGUUUGGCCACAACCAAUAUAUUGUCAACGUUGGUUCAAACGAUUGAUACUGAUAAGGAGUCACAGUUUGAGAAAGGAUGUAGUUUUGAUGUGGAAGAAUUAGGAUCUCUUACCGGUCAAGUCGGUACCGCCUUGUACGUAGCUCCUGAACUUUCUGCAAAAACUGCCAAAGCGAUUUAUAAUCAGAAAGUAGACAUCUAUAGCUUGGGAAUCAUCUUUUUCGAAAUGACAUACAAACCGUUAACCACAGGAAUGGAGCGUGUAAAGAUUUUAUUGAAUUUGCGCUCCAAAGAAAUCGUCUUUCCUUCUGAUAUAGUAGAAACAGAUAUGCCACAUCAAGUUCAUAUUUUACGUUGGCUGCUGAACCACGAUCCUAGUCAACGUCCUACUGCUCAAGAGUUACUUUCUUCCGCGUACUUGCCACCACCUCAAUUGGAAGAAACAGAAUUGCAAGAAAUGGUACGCCACACAUUAUCCAACACUCAAAGCAAAGCAUACAAAUAUUUAGUGGCAUCGUGUUUCGCGCAAGAUGUUACGCCCGCCGAGGAUAUUACUUAUGACAUGAAUUUGCCCGCUAGAGGAAUUCCAAAUGUCCUUUCAUUAAAAAAACAAUUUUUACAAGAAAAUGUAAAGCAAAAAAUUGUUGAGAUAUUUCAAAAACACGGUGGGAUAUAUCUUGCGACUCCGUUGUUAAUGCCGAAAUCCGUUCAGCAUUCGAAUUUCACGGAAUCUAGCGUGAAAUUAAUGACACGCGCUGGUAGUGUUGUUUCUAUACCUCACGAUCUCCGCACUCCUUUUGCUCGAUAUAUUAUAUGGAACAAUAUUUCACACAUUCGAAGAUACGCGAUCGAACGUGUCUUCAGAGACAAAAAGGCUCGUGGAUUUCAUCCAAGGGAAUUGUACGAAUGCGCUUUUGACAUCAUUAAUCCUAUUGAUAACAACCUAAUGACAGAAGCUGAAUUAAUCUUCAUUGUGUGGGAGAUAUUUAACGAAUUACCACAAAUUCGGGAAUAUAAUUUCAUAGUGCACGUGAAUCACACAUCGUUGUUGCAAGCUGUGCUGAUGUAUUGUGGUGUGGAGAAGGACAAAUAUCAGGACAUAUAUUCGAUACUGCAAGAUGCACGUGACGGGAAGCUAACUAAAUUUCAAGUUCAAACACACUUGAUAAGUUUAUGCCUUACGGAUCAAGCUAUGGAAACGCUUUUCAAUUUACUAGAGACUGAAAGCACAGUUACGAAGAUCACUAGUGUUUUGAGGACAAUAACAAAAAGAAAGGGAGAUGCUGCUGGUUUGGCCAAAGACGGUCUCAGAGAUAUAGAAACUGUAAUAUCUUAUGUAGAAAGUUUGGGGGUUAAGUGGCCUAUUAUUGUUGUACCUUUAUUAACAUAUAAUAUACAACAAUAUAGCGGUGUGAUAUAUCAAAUAACUUGUGAAUUAAAACACAGACGACGACGAGCAGGUCAAGAUGUCAUAGCCGCAGGUGGUCGAUACGACAAUAUGCUGAUGUCAUUUAGAAAAGUUUUAGAACGCACCGGAAUGGCGAGUAAGGAAACGAAGCAACACGGUGCUGGCAUUAGCAUAUCGUUAGAUAAAUUGGUAUCUGUCGUCUCCGAAGCGUGUGAAAAUUCGUGGGGUGAUAAUAAAUGCGGCAUUGAUGUUGCUGUAUGUUACGAAGAAAAUCCAGAAAGCGAAGAGAGAAAAGAAAAAGAAAUGAAAAAUAAAAUAAAUUUGUUGCGAGAAAUAUGGUCGUUGGGAUUGAAAGUCAUAACAUUAGAUCUGUAUAUAAUGGAAGAGAUACUAGAAUAUUGCAAAGAAAAUUCUAUAAGUCACAUAAUAUUCUUAAGAAACGGCACUUCAAGAGUGUUAACAUGGGAAAGAGACAGAUAUCAAGAAAAGAAAUGGAACACUAUACCGGAUAUUGUUGAAUAUUUACAACGACAGUCGGAAAUCUCGUUGCCAAUAUUAAAUAGAUCUGAGAGCAAAGUGAGCACGAACGAUAUACCGAUAGCGCCAAGUAAUCCAGUUAGCGUUAAUAUUAAUUUUAUUCUAUCCGAACGGGAUAAACUGAAUGGAAGUAAUAGGAAAAGUUACAAAAAUGCCAUAUUAGCGCAAAUAUCGUCUCACUUGCAAAGAAUAUCGCAUAAAACACCUGUCGAGAUAUUUGCGGUAUUUUUAGAAAUGUCUGUUGUAAGAACAAUAACCAGUUUUUUAGCAAUCGACGAGGAUGAACAAACAUUUCAAGAAAGUAUUCAAAUCGUAAUAGACAAGCAUCCACGACAUAAAAAGUAUAUCAAACAGAUCUGCGAGGAAAUGAAAGAAUUGAGGAACGAAAAAUCGAAACCCGUAGAGAUACUUUAUAGUCUGUUGGACGGCAAGUACAAGACUCUAAUUUAAGGAACCACUGAGAAAACGCCGAAAAAAUUUAUAUAUUUUCAUAAUAAACAUAUGAAGUCAAAUAGGUUGAAUGAUGUGAAGAAUGUAUGUUAAUGGGAACUUGAUAUAAAAUUAGAUAUUAAGCAUUUUUUGUACCUACUGCAUUUUGAAGUAUUAUAUGUUUAAUAAAAAAAAGAGAUUUAAAACAAAAAUAAUUUUACAUUUUCAUUUACUUUGUAUCAAUAUGCGUAUCAUAAUUUAGGUACAUUGGUAGAUUAUUUUACUUCAGACAGAUAUGUUUACAUAUAUACACAUAUGUAUGUU